CUUCAAAACAGUGCCAACUUUUCCAACAUAAAUAAUAUUCCUAGUUUGCAAAUUGCACCACCACCAAUUCAGAGUUAGGAAUCACACACACACACACACAGAGACAGAGAGAGAGAGAGAGUGUGCCAACCAUGAACACAAAACCCCUGAGAAAGUCGGGAUCAUUUCUCCUAAAAAAGACUCCUUCAAUGGAACUCCAGACCUCACUUCCUUAUUCAGAAACAUAUGUCCCCAAGAAGCCCUUUAAUUCAAUUGAAUUCCCUUCCUCUCCUCCACCCAACCAGGGAGAGGAAAUACUUCACUCCAGUCACCCUCAUUCCCUGGAAGAAGUUAAAACCCCGGACCCCUUUACGUGCUCCGGCUGCAAGGAGCGUGGUGCCGGCAGGAGAUUCGCAUGCCAACAAUGUGACUUUCAGCUGCAUGACUUCUGUGCCUUAUCUCCUCCAUCUCUCAAGAACCAUCCCCUCCAUGGACAUCACCAACUGCUCAUCUUCCAUUCUAAAUCUAAACCAGGUGGAAUUAUGUGGCCGAAAUGUGAUGUUUGUGGCAAGGCCACAAGGGGAUUUACAUUCCGAUGCAACGCCUGCAGUUUCCAGAUGCAUCCUUGCUGUGCUAUGCUUUCGACGGAAAUGAACUUUAUGUCUCAUCCACACACCUUGAGGCUCUUAUCUGCAACCACACUAUCAAAUGGUGAGUCUGGUUUUGCUUGUGGUGAGUGCAAGAGGAAGAGAUCGGGUCGAGUGUACCACUGCACAGUUUGUGAUUACCAUCUCCAUGCAGUUUGUGCCAAGAACAUGAUUAAUGGGCUUCAAGCCUAUGGAAUCAAGGUCCCAGCUGAGUCGUCGAGCAUGCUUGGGAUCGCGGCUCGAAUCGCAUCUCAUGUUGUUGUGGGAUUCAUUGAGGGCAUUGGAGAAGGCCUUGGACAAGCUUUAAUUCAAAGUGUUGCAAAAGAUAGAGGCGGUAGUAGAAGAAGGGUGGAAUGAAUAUAUAUGCAAUUGUACGUAAUAAAGGUUUGGAGACUUUGGAUCUUAACAUACUACAUUUCUAUUGUUGAUUGUAUUACUGUUUAUAGCUGAAGAUGGUUUCUUAGCUACCAGCAGAAGAAGACGAUCGAUGCUGAAUAUGGAAUAAUGAUGGUGUGCUAGGUUUAACCCUAUUGUUAUAUAUUGCAUAUGAAAGUGUUUGUAUCUGUUAUAUAAUGUUAAUUUCCGUAAGAAAAA
This is a messenger RNA of Cornus florida, 1220 nucleotides long. RefSeq names its product protein VACUOLELESS GAMETOPHYTES-like. NCBI's taxonomy places the organism in Eukaryota, Viridiplantae, Streptophyta, Magnoliopsida, Cornales, Cornaceae. The record is from RefSeq and is a predicted model, not a curated record. The transcript is spliced from 2 exons. Bases 132 to 983 code for a protein of 283 amino acids.